Chironomus riparius is the source of this 1916-nucleotide messenger RNA. The record is from the annotation of a GenBank genome assembly. NCBI's taxonomy places the organism in Eukaryota, Metazoa, Arthropoda, Insecta, Diptera, Chironomidae.
AUUGACUAUUUGUAUACUUAAAAGCUUGCUGUUUAAAUUAACUUCCUCAGUUACUGUCGAGCCUAAAAUCGGUCAUGAUGGAAUUUAAAGUGUUAGUUUUGCUUUUUGCUUUUAUCAGUUCCUCUGUGUCACAGUCAAUCAGGUGUAACUACUCAUUAAGACAGAAUACACAGUAUAUGUGUAAUCUACAGAUCCAAAAUCCUGAUGGAUUAAACAAUUUUACACAAGUUGAAGGAUUUCACUUCCCCGGAAUGAAUAAUGUGUUUGUGACUGCAAUUUUAAGGAAUACUACAGGAUCAACGACUAGAAAUGUUCCAAGUGUUUUGUGCUCACAAUUUCCUCAUGUGACUUACAUCGAUUUGUCUUAUUUAGGCAUUGAGGAUGUUGAUGCAAAUGCAUUUAGAGGAUGUAGAAAUUUGGAUUGGCUUAGAUUAUAUAACAACAGAAUUACAAGCCUUCCUGACAAUUUAUUCAUGUACAACAGACAUUUAAACUAUUUUGAUUUGGAAAGGAAUUUGUUGACUGCUUUACCUGAGAAUCUUUUUGCUAAUCAACUGGCACUCGAGGCCUUGGAUCUUAAUAAUAAUCCAAUUGCAAAUCUUCCAAGAGGGAUCUUCAGAAACUUGUUUAAUCUUCAAUUCUUGUACUUAAGAAAUUUAAGAAUAUCAGCAGUAAAUCCAGGAUGGUUUGAUAACUUAUUCAACUUGCAAUUCCUCGACAUGGCCGAUAAUCAAAUUACACAAACAAUUCCUGCCAAUGCAUUCCGUGGUUUAUUUAGCCUCGAAAGUAUUGAUUUAGCUUAUUGCAAUAUUAGGACAAUGAAUGCACAGUGGUUCCAAACCAUGGCACAUCUUCAUUAUGUCUUUAUGCAUAACAACUUUUUGGAACAUAUUCCAUCAAAUCCAUUUGUCAAUUCUCCAAGCAUCAAUAUACUUGAUUUUGGAAGUAAUAAUCUUGCAGAAGUUUCGAGAUUGGCAUUUGCAAACAUGCCAAAUUUGAUGGUUUUAAGUCUCGAAAACAAUCAAAUCAGUAGACUUCGUCCACAAUGGUUUGAAGAAAAACCCAACCUUGAUUCAGUUUAUUUGGACUUCAACAGAAUAAAUUCAAUUCCAGUUGGCAUUUUUGCACCAUUGACUGGUCUAAGAUCAAUGAGUUUGUGGUCUAAUAGGAUCAGAACUAUCAAUCGUAAUGCUUUUGGGACAAUGCAAAAUUUAUGGUACUUGGAUCUUGAUGAUAAUCAAAUUAAUUCUGUUGAUGAGAGAUUUUUGAGGGACGCUAUAAGAUUGAAUUAUUUCUAUUUCUAUGAUAAUGUCUGUGCGAGUGCUGGAUUCUUUGGUUUUGCUAAUAAUAUUACAAAUAAUAUAAGAUACUUUGACAGAUGCAUUAGGAACUUUGGAUUUGUUACUGAAAGAACAACAGAAGCUGGCAGUAAUUACAACUUUGUUGAAGGAAUGAACCCUGGCAUGCACUUAGAAGUAUUUACACAGCUUGAAGCCAGAGUCGCAUUAACAGGAUUUAACUUUGUGUGGAACCCAAUGCUUGAAAUUGUUUUUAAUAAUGAUACAAUCAGAAUUGUGAGGAAUCAAGACACAGACGUUGCUGUAAUACCAACUCAAAGACAUUUCAGAAUUGAUGCAUGGAAUUACUAUAGAAUCACAUGGGCUAGACAAGUUAUCUCUGUAUUUGAAGCUAAUGAAGAUUUUCCAUUUAUUGCUUAUACAAUGCAGGAUUGGUAUCCAGUUAAUUUCUUAGGACUGAGGGCUCAGGAAAGUGAAGCUAUUUGGACGCUUGAACCAGUUCAACUACCUCCACCAACUCCAGGACCAAACUCCAGAAACAAACAAGAAGUUUAAGUUUUUUAAUUAAUGAAAAAUAUUAAUAAUCUGAAUAUUAUUUGAAUAAAUGCUAUUUGGCUU